UGAUGCCACCUCUAGUAUUCCCUUUCAGUAGCAGUGGUUGCUUUUAGGACUCAUUUAGGAAUGGCACCUACAGGGCAUAUCGAAGAAACAGUGAAAAACUUUAGGAAGGGCAUUCGUGCCGUCCUUAUGGGCCCGCCAGGAGCUGGCAAGGGUACUCAGGCACCCAAACUGGCUGAACAUUAUUGUGUGUGCCACCUUGCCACUGGUGACAUGCUGAGAGCAGUUGUAGCUUCUGGGUCUGAGCUGGGAAAAAGGUUGAAGGCUACUAUGGAUGCUGGGAAGCUAGUAAGUGAUGAGAUGGUGGUUGAGCUGAUUGAAAACAACUUGGAUUCACCUCCCUGCAAGAACGGAUUCCUUCUGGAUGGCUUUCCACGUACUGUGAAACAGGCAGAGAUGUUGGAUGACUUGCUUGAGAAAAGAAAGGAGAAGCUGGAUUCCGUAAUAGAAUUCCGAGUGGAUGACUCACUACUUAUAAGGAGGAUAUGUGGCAGAUUGAUCCAUCCAGCAAGUGGUCGCUCCUACCAUGAAGAAUUCAACCCGCCAAAGCAACCUAUGGAAGACGAUAUCACUGGAGAGCCCUUGAUUCGUCGCUCAGAUGACAAUGAAGACACGUUAAAAUCCCGUCUGCAUGCUUACCACACCCAGACUACUCCUCUGAUUGAAUAUUACCAUAAACAAGGGCUGCACGUUUCCAUAGAUGCCGCACAACCUCCCAACGUUGUUUAUGCUAGCAUUUUGGCUGCAUUUUCGAGAGCCACAUAGACGUGACCAGAUGCUGCCAUCAAGACCCUUUCCAACACCCCCUUCUUGUUUUGAACAGCAGUGUGUCGUAACCUCUACCCACAAUUUGGGGGGAUAAUGGGCAUGACUAUGUCGAUUCUGAGAUCGGAGGCUACCAGUCUGGCUUCCCUUAUGAAAAUGUUAGAAUAAACCAGCCUGCACAGAGAAAAUAGUUCUGAAAUGUUAUUUUUUGGUUUGUGUGCCUUUCCCAGCCCCCUCAUUUAUAGGUGGCACCAAAUAAAAACUGUUUCAAGUAGCUGUAACUAUUCUCUAAUUCCAGUAUUUUCAUUUUGGCUGUACCAUUAAUUGAAAAAAUCUACCAGUCGUAUCACUGUUAGUUAUUACCUGCCUGUAGAACCUAAUGGAAGUUCUUUCUGAUUAGAAAAUUUGGCUGCUGAAAAUGACAGGGGAGAAACAGAACGUCAAAAGCCAGCUAGUACUGCAUUUGAUCACUGAAAGCAAGAUUUAAUUACCAAAGAUAAUGCAGAAUUCUGAAUCAUGUUUUGGUGUUCUGCAAUUUGCUGCUUUUAUUUAAAAGGUAAUUGUUGAAAGGGCUUACAGUUUUAAGACUCAAUCACCAUCAUUUUUAAAAUCUGCCUGGUCAUAGUUCAUGGUUUGCUGUGUUUUGUUAUGGGAUCGGGUAUAUGCAAUAUAUACAAGUUUGUAAAUCAGUAUUUUGUUAUACUCUUAGAAAAUUGGAAAAAUAAAAUUUUAUUUUAAACUU
Molecule: messenger RNA, 1504 nt
Organism: Protopterus annectens (West African lungfish)
Lineage: Eukaryota; Metazoa; Chordata; Ceratodontiformes; Protopteridae
Gene: AK2
Product: adenylate kinase 2
Exons: 7
Coding region: 61-762 (233 amino acids)
Biological process (GO): ADP biosynthetic process
Cellular component (GO): mitochondrion; cytoplasm
Molecular function (GO): AMP kinase activity; ATP binding
Source: RefSeq, a predicted model, not a curated record